This is a messenger RNA of Rosa chinensis, 2946 nucleotides long. RefSeq names its product putative F-box/FBD/LRR-repeat protein At4g03220. The record is from RefSeq and is a predicted model, not a curated record. Lineage: Eukaryota; Viridiplantae; Streptophyta; Magnoliopsida; Rosales; Rosaceae. The transcript has 5 exons. Gene Ontology annotation, molecular function: protein binding. Bases 225 to 1718 code for a protein of 497 amino acids.
CGUAAUUUAGGGCAUUUUAUUCUUUAUUUCCACGCUUUACUGCGCCUCCACUCUCCUUCCCUCUCGGCCUUGUUCUAGUACUCUGAAUCCUCUGGCGAACCUCAUCACUGAGCCCUUUAAAUGUUUCAGAACCUCCUGUUUCCAGUCCGAUUCUGGUAUUACUGCCAGCUGAAGAUGUAGGUCAGAGUUUUCUUAUAGGCGUCGGUUUCUCCUAUUCUCAAUCCAUGGCUACAUCACUCACUAAACUAAUGGAUCAGAAACAAGAAUUUUCAAAUUUGAAGGCUGCUAAUGAGGACCGGAUCAGUGAACUACCUGAUUGUGUUCUAUCCUAUAUUCUGUGUAAGUUGGCGAUGCGAGAUAUGAUGAAAACCCGUGUGCUGUCAAAAAGAUGGCAAGGGCUCUGGGCGUUGAGGAGAGAUCUUACUUUUGAUUUUUCCCACAUGUGCGAUGACGUUGUUAAAAUUCUUGAGAAUGUCAGGUUCAGGAAUGACCUUGAAUACUAUGCCAGGAUUAAUGAGGACUAUGUGAAACGAGUUGAUGAAUUCAUGCAGACUUUUCCAGGAGAGAAGAUAGAUUUCUUAAGGCUGUUUUACUUUGGUGAUACUACCUCUACGGAUGAGUCCAUUGUUGAUAAAUGUGUUAGACAUGCCAUUGCAAAGGGAGUUGAACAGAUUGAUAUGAUCUCUGCGUCAAUGUUGCCGCAUUUCAGGCGUAGGUUUCCUUUUUGGCUUUUUCCUGUAUCUAACAAGGGAACUAAAGCUUAUUCAACUUUGAAGCACUUGUAUCUGCGUUAUUUUGUUCUUGCACCACCUCCGGAUUUUACUGGAUUCCACAAUUUAGAAUCUCUUACAUUGGAGUGCACAAUAGUUACUGAAGAUUUGUUUAAAUAUCUGCUCUCCGAUCCUGUCACACCGCUAAGAGUGUUGCGCCUGAUAGCCUGCCGGUUUGAAUUUGAUUUAGAGAUUGUUAGUCCAUCCCUUCACCAUUUUGAGAUGAUCGAGUGUUUGCACCUAGGGACUCUUACAAUUUCUGCCAUUAAACUCACUGUUUUUGAAUAUCACUGCUUCUACAAGUAUGAGAGGGACCUUUUCCUGAAUGCUCCACAGUUGACGAACAUGUACUUUCACAAAUUGUCUGAGAAUCAGAUACCUGCUGCAAUUUCACAAUUCAUUGCUACACAGGUUGAAAAUCUUAACCUGCGUAUAGUUACUGAAAAGGUAAUGCCAAGAAGCAUAACCCCAUUUUGGAAUCUCAAGCAAUUGGAGCUGACUGUUGAGAGUGUUGAUAUUGAAGAAGGUUUAGAUGUGUUGUUAGUUUUCUCCUUCCUCAAGGCUUCCCCGCUUCUGCAAAAGCUCAAAUUUAGGCGUUGGUCAUCUGCUUCUGACGUCUCUCAGAAGCCAAAUGAAAGUGAAAGAUGGACGUUACACCAGGAAUUCAGCCAUAAUGAACUUCAAGAAGUUGAAAUUCUUGGAUGUGUAGGCAAUUGGUGCGAAAUUGAACUCGCUAUUUACUUGAUGCAAAAGUCACGGUGUCUUGAUAAACUUGUCUUUAACCCCUCCCGAAGUCCCUAUCCUGGAGGUGGGAAAUGGGAUAAAGCUAUUGUUAGUGGCCUUGAAAGGCCAAAGUCAUGCCAGCAUUGGCUAGAGUCGGGCCGGGAAACAGUCCGGGAAAAGCUUCAAGAUAAAGUUCCUGCAAGUGUAAAACUUCUCUUGUUAUGACCCUACGUUAGGACAAAGCUAAACGCUUACGGGUUCAAAUCGAUUACUUUCAUUGAGGAUGUCCAGAUUAAUGCUAACGUUUUUCGAUCUUUAUCUCUACUGGGAAGGGACAUCGAUCAAUUUAUUCUUAGCAUAAUAAGAACUGUCGGGUCUUGCCAGACACUGAUCAGCAGGUUGAUCUAGGUCUGAAUGACUGGUUUUCUAUAAUCUCAACUUACUUUUCUUUCCGCACUUCCAAACUCUUUCAACUUAUUCGCUUUCAUUUCAUACAUUAUACUACUCUCUGAACUAUAACACACGAAAUUAUCCAUAUCAAGGUUUAAGCUUUCUCAACUACUAGAACAGCAUAUUGUGAACCAAAUAGCAGGAGUGCCUAUUCCUACUUCUGAACAGGAAGAUGAGUUUGUUUGGGGACCUUCCUCAAAUGGGCUCUUCACCAUUAAAUCAGCCACUUGGCUCCAGCUUAAUCACAAGGAAAAACAUAGCCAAAUAACCCUCUUAACAAAGAUGUGGAAACUUAAUGUUCCACCUAAAAUUAAAAUGUUUGCUUGGCUUCUCAUUAGAGGAAGACUCAAAACUUGACCAGGUUUGGUGUAGUACAGGAUAACUCUUGCCCUUUAUGUAAUACUGACAAUGAAACUGCAGAUCAUCUCUUCGGAUACUGCAACUUUGCUACGGAAGUCUGCCGACUGGCAGGUUUGUCCCCCUCCCUGAAUUGGAAUGAUGGUUAUUUAAAGGUCUUUCAUGAACUUGUGUUUUCUGAUUCCUCUGACAACCAAAUCCUUGAGAAAUUAAUUACAAUUUGCCGGCAAAUAUGGAAGGCAAGAAAUGACACAAUCUUCAGAAAUAUCCACGUAAACCCACAAUCUGUGGUGGUGGCUUCGGCCGCUGUUCUUCAUAGCGUUUCCAAUCCUAACGGGCGUGCAGAGAGGGAUUUAACUCAAACCCAACCAACCACUAUUAAGUGGACUUCUCCGCCUGCCCAGUGUGUUAAGUUAAAUUUUGAUGGUUCCGUGACUAGAACUUCUGCAGCGGGUGGUUUCGUAAUCCGGGACAACCACGGCAACCCCUUGAUUGCAGCUACAAAAAAUGGUGGUUCCACUACUGUACCGGUAAUGGAGGCCAUUGCUUUGAGAGAUGGACUACUUUGUGCUCGAGACCAAGGGUACACAACAAUUGAAGUUGAAGGAGACUCUAAGUUAGUCAUUGACGCAAUCAACAAACGCAU